AGGGGCCGAGAUAACUUGCAGCUCAUACUUACUCACUGAGGGGUCUCGUAAGACGAAAGUGCACUUAGAGGUCUGUUCCAGACUAUGCCAAGCCCACCGUUUCCAUCUCCCCCACCAAGCUGGAUCCCACUUCGCCUAACACCAUCUUCCUCUGCAUCGCGAGAGGCUUCUACCCCGUGGAGAUCGAGGUCCAGUGGCUGAAGAAUGGGCAGCUGGAGGAGGAGGGAGUGGCCUUUGGGGAGGAGCUCCAGAAUGGAGACUGGACCUACCAGCUCCAGGUGAUGCUGGAGACCCAGCCCCAGCGGGGGGAUGUCUACACCUGCCAGGUGGGGCAUGCAAGCCUGGAGGCCCCCAUCACCGUCCAGUGGGAGCCCCGUUCCUCCAACUCAGCCAGGAGCAAACUCUGGACGGGGAUCAUGACAGCUGUGAUCGGGGUGAUCUUCUUUGCCAUGGGGCUCUCCCUCCACCUGAAGAGCAAGAAAGCAACUCCCAUCCAGCCUCCUGCAGCACUCAUGAAUUAAUCCUGCGGUCCUUCCUGCUUCCUGGUGGGAAAAGAAGGGGCUUUUUUCCAUUAGCUGAAGAAUUUCUGUCUCUGCAACCUCUGAAAAAUGGAGGGUCAAGAUUUUAGAUUGGGGGAGGAGGAGAAUGGCAGCCUGGAGCUUUUUCUGCUGAGACCCCUCUGACUUUCCUUUGAAGGCCUCUCUUUCUUGUGAGGGAGCGGUAGAGACCCUCUAGACUGACCCCUGGGACUCUGAACUUGUUUGUCAGUCCAGACACCCAAAUCUCUCCUGGCUUUAAAUCCACAGCAGCUUCAUCUUCAUUACUUUUCAUCUGAAUCCCUUCCCUUCGCUUUGCUAUAAAAGAAUAAACAUUGUAGGAAAAAUCCUA
Messenger RNA from Crotalus tigris (Tiger rattlesnake), 888 nucleotides. RefSeq names its product rano class II histocompatibility antigen, A beta chain-like. The transcript is spliced from 5 exons. The record is from RefSeq and is a predicted model, not a curated record. Bases 282 to 521 code for a protein of 79 amino acids. NCBI's taxonomy places the organism in Eukaryota, Metazoa, Chordata, Lepidosauria, Squamata, Viperidae.